AUGUCUAGUGGAGGUGAAGAAGGAGAUUACGUUCCUUGGAUUCAACAAUUUUGUGAUUUAUUUGGACAUGAUUAUUUUGUUCCUGUAGCACAAGAAUUUAUCGAAGACGAUUUCAAUUUAACAGGAUUAUCAUCUCAAGUACCUUAUUAUAGAGAAGCGUUAUAUACUAUAUUAGAUUAUCAAGUCGAUACCAUCGAAGAUGUAACUAAUGGAACUAGUAAUUCAGAUAAACAAGAUUUACCAACAAAAUCAUUAUUAUCUCAUUCUGCAGAGUUAUUAUAUGGAUUAAUCCAUGCCCGUUAUAUCAUCUCAAAGCCUGGUUUAACAGCUAUGGCAUCAAAAUUUGAAAGAAAUGAUUUCGGUUGUUGUCCGAGAUAUUAUUGUGAUGGAAUGCAUUUAAUACCUUGUGGAUCAACUGAUGUACCAGGACAAGAAACUGUUAGAUUAUAUUGUCCUUGCUGUAACGAUAUUUAUUUACCUUCAAGUUCAAGAUAUUUGAAUAUCGAUGGAUCAUUUUUCGGUACUACCUUCCCAGGUUUAUUAAUAAAGAUGUUCCCUGAAAUUGAAAAUCAAUGUAGAAUAAGAAUAAAUAAAGUCAAUCAAAACGAAUUAGGAUUAAAGUUAUUUGGUUUCAGGAUAAAUGAAUCAAGUAUAAGUGGACCAAGAAUGAAAUGGUUAAGAAUGCAUCCUAAAUCAAUAGAACAACGACAUGAAUUUGAGAAUUGUGAAUUAUCAAUCCCUUCAGAAGAUGAAAUGGAUGAUGAAGACGAUGAAGAUGAAGAUGACGAUAAAACUAUGGCUAGUGAAGAUUAG
Yamadazyma jaroonii is the source of this 813-nucleotide messenger RNA. The record is from the annotation of a GenBank genome assembly. NCBI's taxonomy places the organism in Eukaryota, Fungi, Ascomycota, Pichiomycetes, Serinales, Debaryomycetaceae.